Messenger RNA from Mya arenaria, 2032 nucleotides. RefSeq lists its product as uncharacterized. Lineage: Eukaryota; Metazoa; Mollusca; Bivalvia; Myida; Myidae. The record is from RefSeq and is a predicted model, not a curated record. Bases 76 to 783 code for a protein of 235 amino acids. The transcript has 6 exons.
CUCAGAUGGAAUAGUAAAGCUCAAUGUUACCGUUUUAUAUUUCAUCGGCAUUAUCAAUGAGAAGGUAUUUAGAAAAUGGAUAACUCACUACUUGUAGCCUGGUUUGUGCUCAUCACUCAUUGGCUGGGCGUGAGCGCUCUGAUUGGACUAAGACCAGCUAACCAAAGCCCUCACAAGGAUGAUGACGACUCUCGUCCCCCGCCAACUUCACCAAAACCACACCAAUCGCUGUAUUCUCAGCUCCAUUCUCCAUAUGAGCUGCCCAAAUUUAUCCACAACUAUACGAUAAAGGAGAUAUCCAAUCAAGCUACAGAUAGAAACAGAUGUGACCUGUCUUCUUCUCUUCAGUGCACGGCGAGGUUUCUUCGACAAGCUAUUGGAAAUGACACAGAUAUAUGUAAUGAUGUUGAGACAUUUGGUCGUUGUGUAAUUGGCAGUCUCAGAAACGUCGGAAGGAGGGAAUUCGUUAUGGGUGUAACAGCUUUCCAGAAAUUACAUAUCAAGCUUCGGGACGAAUAUCGUUGCCAUGGAAACAUGACUCCUGUUGUUGAUGUAUCUCGUGCUAGACAUUUGAUAACUAAACGGCAAGGAGAUUCUUGCUGCAUUGAACGGCUUUCGCAGUGUUCGUUUCAAACAUAUUUGAAAAUAAUCAGCAACAGAACAAACAAGUGCUCCGGAAUAUCUUACUUAAAUGUCUGUAUGAAUGAAAACGUGUGUGGAAGAAAAGUAAUUCUGAAAUCUUUGGAGGAAAUGUUAAGGCGGUUAAUUUUCACAUGCCAGUAGAUUAAUUUCAAAAAAAGCCUUUUAACAAUAAGGCUUAAGGGUCAGUAACAUAUUUUGACCAAUGAAGUAAAUUAUUCAACUGGAAUCUACAGCGUCAAGCCUAAUAGCCGAUAAUUAGCAAUACAGACGGCACCGAUCCCUAACGAGAAACAAACAGCAUCACAUUUAUCUGGAACAGAUUACUCAUCAAUGGAUGCAUUGUUUUGUUUUGUUUUGUUUUGUUUUGAAGAUGAUGCUGCAUUUUAAUAAGACAUAAAUGAUAAAAUGUUUCUAGAACUCGUCUAGAAAGAGAAUCAUGAUUUAAAGGAGUAUACAAAAACCCUGAACAUGUUCUGUUAAUCAGUUGUUCGUUUUUUUCUUUUAGUUACCUGACCCAAAACAAACAAAUGGUUGUGAUUACGUUGAACAUAUCUUGUUUAAUAUCAAUUAUCAUAUCAUAUACCAUCUCAUUAACUCAUGCCUUCACUCAAUGUUCUCCAAAUGUCUUUUAUAUCCUUACGUCAUAUACAUUCUAUUGCGGUAUACAGAUGUAUACUUUAGACUCAUGAUGAGUGCAAAAUUAUUAUUCUUAUGUGUUUGAUGAAAAACAAAUCUGUCAACAACGUUUCAAAUACAGGGGCUGCUAAAUACUAUAUGUAAGAAAAUGUGUACGUGUUAACUGCGUUUUGAGUUUUCCGUCAUCCAUGUAUGUGUCUUAUGGUAACUAUAACAUAACAAGGAAAUAUGACGUCAUAGUUUCUUAAGUCUAUAUUAAUAAAGUCAUUGCCAAUGGUGUAGCAUUUAUAAGGUCUAUGCUACUUUUGAAGUCGAUCAAACUUUUUUUAUUAUUUGGCGAAUACUAUAUUUGAUAUGAUGUCUAAACUGAUUUUUUCCAGAAAGGCCCAAUUUUACACAUACAAGUUACUCGUUGUUUUUUUUAUGUAAACUAUACGGCUUUAUCAGCUUACGACAUAAUGUAAUUUAAUACCUUGUAACGAAAUUAGAGAUUGAAAUUAAAGUUAUAUGAACGUAUAUUUAUGUUUAAAGCAUAUGAAUUUUAUGCUUAAUGUUAAGAAGUUGAAAGUAGCCAAUGUUUCUAACAUUCUAAGAAACGUUAAGGUCAAAUCAGCAAUGGAGACAUUUAUUUCUUUUUGAAAAUGUAAUCAAUUUUAUAAAUUGAAGAAAUUUUGAGAUGUGUGAUAAACACGAGUGAUGCCAUCAUCACUGUCAUCAAAUACACAAAAUAAAGUCUAUAUUACAUUGCACUUUG